AUGGUGCUGGCAGAUUUGGGCCGUAAAAUUCGCUGUGCGAUCAGUAAACUCGGCCAGGCGACGAUCAUCAACGAGGAUGAGCUCAAUGCGAUGCUCAAAGAGGUCUGCGCAGCACUUCUGGAGGCGGAUGUCAACGUUCGACUGGUCAAGCAGCUCAAGGAUAACGUGAAGAAGACUCUGGACUUUGAUGAAAUGGCUGGUGGCGUAAACAAAAGGCGUUUGAUCCAGCGUUGUGUUUUUACGGAACUGAUGAAACUUGUGGAUCCUGGCGUAAAGGCUUUUCAGCCAUCAAAAGGGAAACAUAAUAUUUAUAUGUUUGUUGGACUGCAGGGUUCCGGAAAAACGACUACUUGCACCAAGCUGGCGUAUCACUACCAGAGGAAAGGCUGGAAGACGUGCUUAAUAUGUGCCGAUACGUUUCGUGCUGGUGCAUUCGACCAGCUUAAACAAAACGCAACAAAAGCAAGGAUACCAUUCUAUGGGAGCUACACCGAAAUGGAUCCGGUAGUUAUUGCGUCGAAUGGUGUGGACAAAUUCAAAGAGGACGGCUUCGAAAUAAUCAUUGUGGAUACUUCUGGUCGCCACAAGCAAGAAGCCUCUUUGUUCGAGGAAAUGCUUCAAGUCGCAAAUGCUGUGAAUCCAAGCAAUAUUGUAUUCGUUAUGGAUGCAUCGAUUGGGCAGGCGUGUGAGGCACAGGCUCGUGCUUUUAAAGAAACCGUUGAUGUCGGUUCAGUUAUUAUCACCAAACUGGAUAGUCACGCGAAAGGUGGUGGAGCGCUGUCCGCCGUAGCGGCCACGCAUUCGCCCGUAAUAUUUAUUGGUACUGGCGAGCACAUCGAUGAUUUUGAGCCUUUCGAGGUGAAACCGUUUGUGCAAAAAUUAUUAGGAAUGGGCGACAUUGAAGGUCUCGUGAAAAAAGUGAAUGAAAUUGGUAUUGAAGAUAACGAAGAACUUAUAAAACGGCUAAAACAUGGAAUGUUCACGUUGCGCGAUAUGUACGAACAGUUCCAAAAUAUCAUGAAGAUGGGUCCAUUUAAUCAAAUUAUGAGUAUGAUUCCCGGAUUCGGACCCGAUUUUAUGUCUAAAGGUAACGAACAGGAAUCGCAGUAUCGGCUGAAGAAACUGAUGACCAUUAUGGAUAGCAUGUCGGAUGCAGAAUUGGAUCAUCCGAAAGCAAACGAUUUAUUCUCGAAGGAACCGGGACGAGUUCAGCGCGUGGCACGCGGUAGCGGGACAGCAACAAGUGAAGUUAAAGAGCUGUUAACGCAGUACAAGAAAUUCGCUGAUAUGGUUAAGAAAAUGGGCAGUAUGAAGGGUCUGUUCAAGAACGGUGAUAUGAAUACGAAAAAUAUCAAUCCAUCGCAGCUGCAAAAACUCAAUCAGCAAAUGGCCAAGAUGAUGGAUCCGCGUGUAUUGCAACAAAUGGGUGGGAUGGGUGGGCUGCAAAAUAUGAUGAAGCAGCUGCAAGGCGCAUCUUCUGCUUUGGGCAAUCGUCGAAAUAUGUAA
Molecule: messenger RNA, 1506 nt
Organism: Gongylonema pulchrum
Lineage: Eukaryota; Metazoa; Nematoda; Chromadorea; Rhabditida; Gongylonematidae
Source: the annotation of a GenBank genome assembly